UGGCUCUCCCUCAGGCACGUCCGGCCCUGCACAUCCGGGCUCUGACAAUGAGUAACCUUUAUGAAACUCUAGUUCUACAGUGAACAGCCAGUACCUAAGAACAGUUAAUAUCUAAGUAGCUUUCUACAUUUUUUUUGAGAUGGUGAUCGUUUUAAAUCUAGUGAUAGACUUCCGACUCGGAACUGCGCAUGUGCAUAUGUCGCUCGGUGCAGACGGCUGGGCAACUCGGCAACAUGUCGCAGUUACAGAUGAGAAGCGGAAUGCCAAGCUGCGGCAACGGAACCUGAAGCUGCAAGAAGCAUCAGACAGGAGCCUGUCACAGCCUGAAAAUGGAGAUGUGCCUGAAGAACCAGAAAAAGGUGGAAAAGCUAAAAAGGCCCUGAAGCAUUCUGUGACUGCGGGCUCAGCAGAAGCACAAAGUGGAGGCGUGCCGGAGGAGACUGUGGAAAAUGCCAGAGUUAAAAAAUCACCCCAAAAACUUAGCAUUUUAACCAAUGGAGAAGCAGCAGCAAUGCCGUCUACAGAUCCAGAACUAAAGAAGAAGAGGAAAAUUGGAAAUGACGCUGAGCCUGAUACCAAAAAAGCAAAAACUGAAGAAAGCACGGAGGCUCGUGAGGAACCAGAAGACGGCGUCAAUGAGAACACCCUGAAGGCCAUAGAAGAAAUGGGCUUCAAGCACAUGACAGAGAUCCAGCAUAAAAGUAUCAGGCCACUUCUGGAAGGCAGGGAUCUUCUGGCGGCUGCGAAAACUGGCAGCGGCAAGACCCUCACUUUCCUCAUCCCUGUGAUCGAGCUCAUUGUCAAACUGAAGUUCAUGCCCAGGAAUGGAACAGGAGUCCUGAUUCUCUCUCCUACCAGAGAACUGGCCAUGCAGACCUUUGGUGUGCUUAAGGAACUGAGGACACACCACGUUCACACGUACGGGCUGAUCAUGGGUGGCAGUAACAGGUCUGCUGAAGUGCAGAAGCUUCUCAAUGGGAUCAACAUCGUCCUGGCCACCCCAGGCCGGCUCCUAGACCACAUGCAGAACACACCAGGGUUUACGUACAAGAACCUGCAGUGUCUGGUUAUCGAUGAGGCUGACCGUAUCUUGGAUGUUGGGUUUGAAGAAGAAUUAAAGCAGAUCAUUAAACUUUUGCCAGCACGUAGGCAAACCAUGCUCUUCUCUGCCACACAAACUCGAAAAGUUGAAGACUUGGCAAGAAUUUCUCUGAAAAAAGAGCCACUGUACAUGGGCGUUGACGACAACAAAGAGGUUGCCACAGUGGAUGGUCUUGAGCAGGGGUAUGUUGUUUAUCCCUCUGAGAAGAGGUUCCUUCUGCUUUUCACAUUCCUUAAGAACCGGGAGAAGAAAGUGAUGGUCUUUUCAUCCUGUAUGUUAGUGAAAUACCACUAUGAGCUGCUGAACUACAUUGACCUGCCUGUCUUGGCCAUCCAUGGACAGCAAAAGCAAAAUAAGCGAACAACCACGUUCUUCCAAUUCUGCAACGCAGAUUCGGGAAUACUGCUAUGCACCGAUGUGGCGGCCAGAGGGCUGGACAUCCCUGAAAUGGACUGGAUUGUUCAGUACGACCCUCCCGAUGACCCCAAGGAAUACAUUCAUCGGGUCGGCAGAACAGCCCAGGGCCUGAAUGGAAGAGGGCACUCCCUGCUCAUCCUGGGCCCUGAAGAGCUGGGUUUCCUUCGUUACUUGAAACAAUCCAAGUUUCCAUUGAGUCAGUUUGACUUCUCCUGGUCUAAAGUUUCUGAUAUUCAGUCUCCACUGGAAAAACUGAUCGAAAAGAACUACUUUCUGCACAAGUCUGCCCAGGAAGCGUACAAAUCCUACAUACGGGCAUAUGACUCCCACUCUCUCAAGCAGAUCUUCAAUGUCAACAACUUAAAUUUGCCUCAAGUUGCUCUGUCUUUUGGUUUUAAGGUCCCUCCCUUUGUUGAUCUGAAUGUGAGCAGCCACAGCAGCAAGCUUAAAAAGAGAGGUGGUGGCGGGGGAUUCGGCUACCAGAAAACAAAGAAAGUGGAGAAGUCCAAGAUCUUUAAACACAUCAGUAAGAAGCCAGCAGGCCGCAGGCAGUUCUCCCACUGAGGCGAUUUGCCUUCUGCCUGGACUGACUUUGCCCAACUUCCUCCUCCUCCAACCCUCCUCCCCAGUACUCUUUAAAAAGGAACGUUUAUCACAAAAAAAAAAAAAAAAAAAAAAAAAAAAAAAAUCUAGCCUGGAACUCAUGAUAAGCCAGAACGGCCUCAAACUCUAUAGAGAUUCUCCUGCCUCCAAGUCCUGGGACUAAGGGCAUGCGCCACCACGUCUUAAAAAACUAGUAAUUUUAAGGUAAAGCAAAGAAAUAUGUUUGUGGGACUAGGAGAGAAAAAUGAAAAUAAAAGGCAAAAAAGUCGGUGAUAUUAAAUUUGAG
Molecule: messenger RNA, 2408 nt
Organism: Rattus norvegicus (Norway rat)
Lineage: Eukaryota; Metazoa; Chordata; Mammalia; Rodentia; Muridae
Gene: Ddx18l1
Product: DEAD-box helicase 18 like 1
Source: RefSeq, a predicted model, not a curated record